AUGAAGGCAGUGAAGGAGGGCAAUGAGGCGCUGGUGCAGAUGCUGCUCUCAGACGGCGCCGAAGCCAAGGCCGCGGACUCGGACGGACAGACCUCCCUGCACAUCGCGGCUCGCUCUGGCCAGCUGGAUAUUGUGCGCCUGCUACUGGAGGCCGGCGUUGACGCUAAUGCCGUGGACUCGAAUGGAGUGACCUCCUUGCACAUCGCGGCUGUCUACAGGCAACUGGACAUUGGGCGCCUGCUACUAGAGGCUGGUGCACAUCCAAACGUCGCCGAGACGGAGCACGGGAUGACGCCGCUGAUGAUGGCGGUGAGUAAGUCCGAUGAAGUGGCGGUGCGGAUGCUGCUUUUACACGGCGCCGACGUCAGCGCCGUGUACUCAUACCAAGGGAACUCCCUGCACCCCGCGGCUUACUUUGACCGGCUGAACAUCGUGCGCCUGCUACUGGAGGCCGGCACCGACGCCCAAGCCGCGGACUCGUACGGAAGCAACUCCCUGCACUACGCCGCUCGCUUUGGCCAGCUGAACAUCGUGCGCCUGCUACUGGAGGCCGGCGCCAAUCCCAACGUCGCCAAUACGGAGAGCGAAAAGACGCCGCUGAUGAUAGCGGUGAGGGAGGGCAAGGAGGAGGUGGUGCAGAUGCUGCUCUCACACGGCGCCGACGCCAAGGCCGCGGACUCGGACGGACAGACCUCCCUGCACCUCGCGGCUUACUUUGGCCAGCUGGACACCAUAUGCCAGCUACUGGAGGCCGGAGCAGAUCUAAACGUCGCCGCUACAGAGAGCAUGAUAACGCCGCUGAUGGGAGCG
Molecule: messenger RNA, 810 nt
Organism: Priapulus caudatus
Lineage: Eukaryota; Metazoa; Priapulida; Priapulimorpha; Priapulimorphida; Priapulidae
Product: ankyrin-3-like
Exons: 1
Molecular function (GO): protein binding
Source: RefSeq, a predicted model, not a curated record